AUGGAAUCGCCAAUUAGCGAUGCCUCGAUCGAGUGGCCCGUGUCGAGGGUGAGGCAGACCUUCGUCGACUACUUCGUCGAGAAGCAGCAGCAUCUCCACGUGCGAUCAUCGUCGGUCGUGCCGCACGAUGACCCGACCCUGCUGUUCGCGAAUGCAGGCAUGAACCAGUUCAAGCCCAUCUUCCUCGGCCAGGUCGAUCCGAAGAGCGAGCAGGCCACCUGGAAGAGGGCGGCUAACAGCCAGAAGUGCAUCCGUGCUGGAGGCAAGCACAACGAUCUCGAGGACGUGGGCAAGGACACCUAUCACCACACCUUCUUCGAGAUGCUGGGCAAUUGGUCGUUCGGCGACUACUUCAAGGAGGAGGCCAUCUCGUGGGCUUGGGAUCUGCUCACCAACGUGUACGGCCUGCCCGCUGAGCGUCUCUACGCCACCUACUUCAGGGGCGACGAGGAGGAUGGACUCGCAGCCGACGAAGAGGCGCGUGCCAUCUGGCUCAAGUUCCUGCCGGCCGAGCGUGUCCUGCCCUACGGCCGCAAGGAGAACUUCUGGGAAAUGGGCGCCACGGGUCCGUGCGGCCCGUGCUCGGAGAUUCAUUUCGAUCGCCUCGGUGGUCGCGACGCCGCCAGCCUCGUGAAUGCCGACGAUCCCACCGUCAUCGAGAUUUGGAAUCUGGUCUUCAUCCAGUUCAAUCGCGAGGACGACGGCAAGCUGAAGGCCCUGCCCGCGCGCCACGUCGACACGGGCAUGGGCCUCGAGCGAAUCACCUCCAUCCUGCAGAAGAAGCUCAGCAACUACGACACCGAUGUGUUCACCCCCAUCUUCGCCCGCAUCCAAGAGAUUACCGGCGCGCAGCCCUACGGCGGCCGCGUGGGCGCCGACGACGUCGACACUCGCGACAUGGCCUACCGCGUCGUGGCCGAUCACAUCCGCACGCUCUCCUUCGCGAUCAACGACGGUGCCGUGCCUGGUGCCGUGGGCCGUAACUACGUCGUGCGCCGCAUCCUGCGCAGGGCCGUGCGAUACGGCAAGCAGAUCCUCGGCGCCGAGGACGGCUUCUUCCACAAGCUCGUGCCCGUCGUGCUCGAGAGCCUGGGCGACGCGUUCCCCGAGCUGCGCCGCGACCCCGCCCACCUCACGCAGACCAUCAUGGAGGAGGAGGUCGCCUUCACCAAGACUCUGGCCAAGGGCCUCAAGAAGUUCGCCAAGGCCACCGAGAAGAUGCAACGCGGCGACACCAUCAGCGGCGAGGUCGCCUUCCGUCUCUACGGCACCUACGGUUUCCCGCUUGACCUCACCACUCUCAUGGCCGAGGAGAAGGGCCUCAAGGUCGACAAGGCCGGGUUCAAGGCCGCGAAGACUGCGCAGCCCACGGGCGCUGUCACCGCCAUGCAGAAGGCCGCCCUGGCCCUCGGCACCCACGCUGUGGCCCACCUCCAGGGCGUCCCCGUCGUGCCCACCGACGACGCGGCCAAGUACAUCGAUAGCGACGUGGACGCCACCGUGCGCGCCAUCUGGACCGGCAAAGAGUUUGCCGACUCUGUCACCGACGCUGCUGCGGGCGUAGUGCUCGACCGCACCAACUUCUAUGCCGAGUCCGGUGGCCAGGUCGCCGACAACGGUGUGCUCAAGACCAGCACUGGCCAACAGACCGUGGAGGAUGUGCAGACCUACGGCGGCUUUGUCGUCCACAUGGGCGCCGUCCAGGGCACUCUCCGCGUUGGCGACGCCGUUCGCCUUUCGGUCGACGCUUCCCGCCGACACAGCCUCAAAUCCAACCACACCACCACGCAUCUGGUCAACCACGCCCUGCGUGAGGUGCUCGGUGCCCACGUCGAGCAGAGGGGAUCCAUCGUGCAGCCCGAGCGUCUGCGUUUCGAUUUCUCGCACAACAAGCCCGUCUCCGGUGACCAGCUGGCCGCCGUCGACAAGGCCGUGCUCGGGCAGAUCGCCCAGGACCUUCCCGUCGACGCCAAGGAGGUUCCCCUCAAGGACGCCCUCUCGAUCAACGGCAUCAGGGCCGUCUUCGGCGAGACCUACCCCGAUCCCGUGCGCGUGGUCGUCGCCGGCCCCACCGUCGACGAGCUUCUCGCGGCGCCCUCCAACCCCGAGUGGAAGAAGUACGCCAUCGAGCUCUGCGGUGGUACCCACCUGGCCCGCACCUCCGAGGCCGUCAGCUUCGCCGUCAUCAGCGAGGAGGCCCUCGCCCGUGGCAUCCGACGAGUCGUCGCCUUCACCGGUGACGCUGCCCGCCAGGCCGUCGCCCGCGCCGACGAGCUCCAGCGCAAGAUCGAGGCCGCCGCCGCGCUCAAGGGCGCCGACCUCGAGGAGGAGAUCAAGCGACUCGACAAGGCCAUCAACGACGCCGAGCAGCCCAUCCCCGCCGCCCGCCAGGUCCAGUCCCGCGCCCUCCUCGACAAGCUCCGCGGCAGCGCCUUUGCCGCCUCCAAGAACUCCAAGGCCGAGCAGCUCGAGGCCGCCCAGCAGUACGCCGAGCAGGUCCUCGCCGCCCUCGGUGAGGCCACCACCGACAAGGCCCACAUCGGCCACCUCGACGUCGGCUCCAACGUCAUCGCCCUCACCAACGCCAUCAAGGCCAUCCGCGCCAAGCACCCGCACCUCGCCGUCCUCCUUCUCAGCGCCGAGGAGGUCAAGGGCAAGGGCAAGGUCACGGUGGUGACGCAGGUCUCGGACGACCUCGUCGCGGCGGGCCUCAAGGCCAACGAGUGGGCCGGCGCCGUGGCGGGCCUGCUCGGCGGCAAGGGCGGCGGCAAGCCCCAGACUGCCCAGGGCUCGGGCUCCGACCUGACCAAGAUCGCCGACGCCCUCUCCCUCGCGCGGUCCUUUGUCAACGAGAAGCUCCAGUGA
This is a messenger RNA of Acanthamoeba castellanii str. Neff, 2865 nucleotides long. Its product is annotated as alanine-tRNA ligase. Gene Ontology annotation, cellular component: cytoplasm; mitochondrion. The record is from RefSeq and is a predicted model, not a curated record. NCBI's taxonomy places the organism in Eukaryota, Discosea, Longamoebia, Acanthamoebidae. The transcript has a single exon. Gene Ontology annotation, biological process: tRNA modification; alanyl-tRNA aminoacylation. Gene Ontology annotation, molecular function: amino acid binding; nucleic acid binding; aminoacyl-tRNA deacylase activity. The coding region runs from base 1 to 2865 and encodes 954 amino acids.